Messenger RNA from Sceloporus undulatus (fence lizard), 2393 nucleotides. It is a transcript of the gene SENP1, whose product is annotated as SUMO specific peptidase 1. NCBI's taxonomy places the organism in Eukaryota, Metazoa, Chordata, Lepidosauria, Squamata, Phrynosomatidae. Bases 350 to 2236 code for a protein of 628 amino acids. The transcript has 19 exons. The record is from RefSeq and is a predicted model, not a curated record. Gene Ontology annotation, cellular component: nucleus. Gene Ontology annotation, molecular function: deSUMOylase activity. Gene Ontology annotation, biological process: protein desumoylation.
GGCAGCAGCGGGGGAGCUACUUCCGGUUCCGGCCCCUUUGAGAAUCCCGCCUCUGGUCAAGAAAGAAGAGAAAGGUGUGGAACCCCAAGGCUUCUCAGGAGAAGGAGGGCGCGCAUGCGCAGAGGGAAAGGGAGCGCGAGAGGCGGCCGGUGGUCGCGCGCGGGAGCCGUUUGUUUUUUGCUCCGCGCGGCCUUCUCUUCCGUGCUCAGUAGCUGUGCUUUAAUCACAAUCUUGAACAAUGUUGAACUAGUAGAAACUGACAGAAUGAUCAACAUCUGCUGGCUUACACUUACAUGAGCAGGCACUUGAAGCUUUCAUUCCCUGAGCUAGUUAUGUGAGCAGCAUCAUAAUGGAUGAAGCUGCUGAUAGUAUGAAGAUGGAUGCUGGAGACUCUGUGUUAACUAAUCACACAUCUGUAUUCAAGACUCUUCCUCUACAGCAGAAUAUUUCCUCAGGAGAUCAGCUUCCAGUGUCUGGCAACAAGUUUUUAUCAAACAAGGUUGACAGUUCAGAGACAACUUUAACUUGUCCUGGAAAUGCCUCCUAUAGCUUCAAGUAUUUGUCAGAACCUCUGACCUCUGAGACCUUUCAAACCACAGGAGCGCUAAGAACAUUUGGAACAAGUGCCAAUGGACAGUGGAGAAGUUGUGGUUCUACGCUCGGUUCUGUUUUACAAAAGCCUAGACCAAAUCGCAGUGUAUACUUUGAGACACGCAAAACUCCAAGUGGCACAUCUAAUUCAUUUGCAGGGAAAUCAAACCACCAUUGCCAUGUUUCUGCCUAUGAAAAGUCCUAUCCAAUUAAGUCUGUUACCAGUACAUCAUGGAGUGCUACAUGCCGUCGGAGCUUGUUAAGUCCCAAGAAAUCACAGAGGAGAUUCAUCAAUACUGCAGAAGAGACUGUUCGAGAGGAAGAGAAAGAGAUCUACCGGCAGCUGAUUCAAAUGGUUACAGGGAAAAAACUCUCAGCCUCCAAGACCUCUUCACCUUUGUCCGUCCACUUGCCCAGAUGCACAAGUUCCAGUAAAAACUUUGUACAAGAGGCUGAAAAUAAGAGUAGAAGCCCUUUUGAUGUUUGUGACACUCCUGCAAGCAACCAGUCAUCUACCAUUCUCAGGGCUCAGGAGCAGCAUUCUCACCAACCACUGCAACAUUUUAUUCAUAAUUUCCCCUCACAUGUUAACUUUGAGCCCAAGGAUGCUAGUACACCAACCCAGCGAAAUAGUCAACCAGCAUUGGAUGAACACGCUGAAGGUUCUGACUCUGUCAUAAUGCUCAAUGGUAAAGACACACAAUCUCCAGCUCCAAGUACACCUUUCUUUGAGGCUGAACUGUGGAUCAAAGAAUUAACCAGCGUAUAUGAUUCUCGAGCCCGUGAGAGAUGGCGACAUAUAGAGGAGCAGAAAGCUUUGGCAUUGCAGCUGCAGAAGCAGAGAUUGCAGAAGCAGGAACUUUACAUUGCUGAUUCAGUAGACUUACAUCUGCGUGUACCUCUUGAGAAGGAGAUUCCAGUCACAGUUGUUCUGGAGGACAAUAGGACCACAAAUGUUGAAGAAGAUUUUCCUGAAAUAACAGAGGAGAUGGACAGGGAAAUAAAGAGCGUCUUACGAAGUGGCAACCAAGAUGAAGUACUGAGUGAAGCCUUCCGGUUAACUAUAACUAGAAAAGAUAUCCAGACCCUUAACAAUCUCAAUUGGCUCAACGAUGAGAUAAUUAACUUCUACAUGAAUAUGCUGGUGGAAAGAAGUAAACAGAAGGGAUUUCCAACUGUUCAUGCAUUUAAUACCUUUUUCUACACCAAGUUAAAAACAGCUGGGUACACAGCUGUGAAACGUUGGACUAAGAAAGUUGAUAUAUUUUCUGUGGAUAUUCUGUUGGUGCCUAUUCAUCUUGGUGUCCACUGGUGCCUAGCAGUUAUUGACUUCAGAAAAAAGACCAUCACCUACUUCGAUUCAAUGGGUGGAAGCAACAGCGAAGCUUGCCGCAUACUGUUGCAGUACCUAAAACAGGAAAGCUUGGAUAAAAAACGGAAGGAAUUUGAUACAAAUGGCUGGAUGCUGCUGAGUAAAAGGAGCCAGGAGAUCCCUCAGCAAAUGAAUGGCAGUGACUGUGGGAUGUUUGCCUGUAAAUAUGCUGACUGCAUUUCCAAAGACAAACCUAUUAACUUUACUCAGCAACACAUGCCUUAUUUCCGAAAGCGGAUGGUCUGGGAGAUCCUUCAUCGGAAGCUGCUGUGAUUUCAUCUCAAGUGUCAGACCCUUCAGAGACUGCGAACCAGGCCUUGGCCAUUGUCUGCCAUCUCCGUUGUGGACUGCACAAGUGUCCCACUGAUGCUUACAAGACCUUAUAUGUCACAUUAUGUGGCUUUUUAAAACAAUAAAUCUAUUUCACGGA